This is a messenger RNA of Aspergillus glaucus CBS 516.65, 4047 nucleotides long. Its product is annotated as putative C6 transcription factor. Gene Ontology annotation, biological process: DNA-templated transcription; SRP-dependent cotranslational protein targeting to membrane; regulation of DNA-templated transcription. NCBI's taxonomy places the organism in Eukaryota, Fungi, Ascomycota, Eurotiomycetes, Eurotiales, Aspergillaceae. The transcript has 7 exons. Gene Ontology annotation, molecular function: DNA binding; zinc ion binding; 7S RNA binding. The record is from RefSeq and is a predicted model, not a curated record. Gene Ontology annotation, cellular component: signal recognition particle. Bases 1 to 4047 code for a protein of 1348 amino acids.
AUGUCGCGACAAGCACAAGUCGAAGAAGUCUACGACUCCGACCCCGAAGAGGUCGCACCCUCCUCCGACGAUGAGCUACCUCCCCCCCUCACAGACCAAUCCAUCCUCUCCGGUGCUGGUGUCCCCCCACCCGGAGGCUCAGCUUCGAUCCCAAUGAGACCUGCCCCCGAGCCGCAGCGCGAAAUCCCCAGACACUACCAGUGCUUGUACCCCGUGUACUUCGACAAGACCCGGUCGCGGGCAGAAGGCCGUAAGGUCGGAGCUGAGUUGGCGGUUGAAAACCCGUUGGCGAGGGACAUUGUGGAUGCUGCGCAGAUGCUGGGGUUGCAGGUAGGGUUUGAGCCGGAGAAGUUACAUCCUAAGGAUUGGGCGAAUCCGGGACGGGUGCGGGUGUUGUUGAAGAAUGAGGGUGGGAAGUUGGCGAAUCCCAAGAUUAAGAACAAACACCACCUCUAUAUCCUCGUCGCGCAAUACCUCAAAGCCAACCCCACCACUGAGCAAUCACCCUACCGCUUGAGAAUCAGAGGUCUCCCCACUCCCGAGAAACUCCCCGCUGCUCCCCAAGCCCCCAGAGGUUGGAAAAUCGGCAAGAUCCUCCCCAUACACUCUCCCGCAUACAGUGGCGGCGGCGUUAGCGACAACCCUCUCAAGGACGCUAUGGCGGAGAUGCAGAACUUGCAGGGUAUGCCUGGGAUGCCGCAGAUUCCAGGAAUGCCGGACAUGUCGGCAAUGAUGGGCGGCGAGCCGUCGUUACUGCAUGGUAGCGAGAACACUAUGGACCAAAGCCCGACAGACAGUUACGCCGAUUCCGGGCUUUGGAAUCGUGAGCAGAAACCUUCUUUUCGGGAGGGUUCCACAACAGCGACUACGGGCAAAAGUAAAGGAGGAGCGUCGGUAGGUGGUGGUCGGCAGAUCACGCGCAAUCGCGCCAGUUAUAGCUGCCACAGUUGUCGGCGGCGGAAGGUGAAGUGUGAUAAGGUCCAUCCAGUAUGCGGGAAUUGCGCGAAGAACGGAAGCGAAUGCGUAUACGAUGCCGCGCCCCAGAGAGAGACUGGAUCGCGCGCGGGACAAGCAAAGGGUGGUGGACAUGGAGUCAAACGGAGAAGGGAGACAUCGUGGCCAUUUGAGGAGGACGUCGACGAGAUACAAUCGAUAUAUGGCGAUUUACGGCAGGCUGGGUCGCCUGAACAGAAGCCCGGAUCGCAGGCGAUUGAGGCGCGACUGGCCAAACUUACGUCGAUGAUCGAACGUCUUAGCAAAUCCAACCAGCCGCUCGAUGCUACGGAGAGACAGCUCUUAGCGCAGGAUGUCAAUUUUGAGACUGCGCCGGGGCAUACUCGACAAAGUAGCGGACAGACGAAGCCGACUACGGUUUCUCGCCCUGCUAGCCCGCGUCGCGUGACUGAUUCGAGUAAUGAUGAAUUUCCGAUUCCCUCCGGACAUGCGACAGAUCUGGUCGAUCCUGUGGGUAGCUUGAACCUGGGGCAUCUGAGUCUCGAGGAUGGAGGGAAAUCGAGAUACGUCGGCACUACUUAUUGGGCUUAUAUAUCGCAGGAAAUCACCGAUCUCAAUCAGUUGCUGAGAGACCAGAACCGCUCACAUCCAAUUUCUGCCAACGACAGCUGGACUGACGAACCAAUGGCGGAUUCAACAGCCAAGACUCCAGGAGAUACAUGGAAGGCAUCUGACGGGUCUAGCGGACCAAGUGACCGAUUAUCCAGCGGAGAUACGCCCCAGAAACUGUUUCUUUCUGGAGAAUCUCCGGAUGUGAAGGAGAAAUUAGUGGAGCCGGAAAUGCUCGAGCGCAUGCCAACCAAACGACAGAGUCAUAUCUUAUACAAGGGAUUUAUGUCGGGUGUACAUGCUAUCAGUCCGGUUAUUCAUCCGCCUACGAUUUUGAAUUUAUACAAUGCCUUCUGGGAUUGGUAUGAUUAUAGCAGUUACUCGGGGGAGCCAUGCCCGGAUCCGCCGUUUAUCCCGUUGUUAUAUGCCAUUUGGUAUGGUGGUUCAGUCACCGUGUCGAUGCGAACUCUCCAGGCCGAGUUCAACGUCAACUCUCGAUCCGCGCUCUCGAAAACAUUCAACGAGGAGGUGACACGGUGGCUAACUAAAAUAUCCUUCCCACGAAGUACCUCACUACAAGGCCUGGCAGCAUACCUUCUAGUCCAAACCAUUCUCUCCAAAGAAGAAGAGCCCUUAACCAGCAGUCUAUUCAUCAGUCUUGCCAUGCGUGUAGCGCAAACAAUGGGCCUGCACCGCGACCCCGCCAAAUUCGGAAUCGAGCCCUGUGAAGCCGAAUAUCGCCGUCGAUUAUGGUGGCACAUCGUGCACAUGGACGGUGUCGUCGCGAUGUCUAGUGGGUUACCUCCGCUGGUUAGUGAUGAGAAUUACUGGGAUGUACGAGACCCCAGUGAGCUUAAGGACACGCUUUUGGGUACGCCUGAGGCGGAACAAUAUGAGCAGCUUGUGUCUGCCAAUCUGCGGUUACGGGAUAAUCCUGAUGAGCCGACGGUUUGUGGUGGACCGUCUUUGGUGAAUGUCUACUAUUUGUCUGCCAGGGGGAAAUACGUUAUGGCGCGGGCUGUUCGCCGGAUUUUGAAGAUCCAGCUCGGAACCAAACCAGUCAUGAGACGGGACAUGGAAGAUCUCAGGUCCAUCCUCCUCGACCUUCAGCUCCAGCUGAAUUCGAUCGUCAACAGAAUUCCGGACGUUAUGAGUCUGGAGACCACUUCUGUAUCUGUCGAUUCACCGUCUUACUCCACACAGUCUCCGGUUGAAGUGAGAACCACUGAUACUGAGCUUCCGGGUGAAGGGCCAAAUCGGUGUCCGGAGCAGUACCAUUCUCCUGUUCUUGUUGCUUUUCAUAAAUGGGCUAGGAUAUUGCUGUCGUUGUUCAUUGAUAAGGCAUUCUGCGUCGCAUACCAACCAUUCCUCAAAAACGCCAGAAGCCGUAUCUGGCCAUCAGCACGACAAAGCGCCCUCCGCCACUGCCACGGCUUCAUGGAAAAAUUCAUCUCCCUCGCGAGCGACCCCGACUUCCAACCCUUCCAAUGGAGCUGGCCCGGCAACCACCAACCCAUGCACGCAACCAUGAUCAUGCUCAUCGACCUCUACGAACGUCCCCACAGCCAAGAAGCAUUCAAAUCCCGCGCCCUCAUCGAUAGAAUAUUCUCCCUCUCCGGACCCGACGGCGGCGUCGUCGGUGGUGAAGAUGGCGUCUCGACACAACGACCCUUGAAAGACGGCGGCCGCGAAGCAUGGGAUAUGAUCCGGCGUCUGCGCCAGAAAGCAUGGCAGAAGGCCGGUCUUAACCCACAACGGCUCUGGACAGAGCAUGCGCAGAUCCAGGCGGGUGUUGUCCCUGGUCCGGAUGAGUACUCGUGUUUCGCUGAUUCGAGACGAGUGCCGGUGGACCGGCAGUUAUCGGAUUUCUCAAAGACGUUCUAUAAUAUGACGCGGAAUCAUAUGCUUCCGAAUCCUGUAUCGAAUGUUAGACCUAGUCCGCUGCGUUAUCAGCUUCCUCCUCCGAUACCGAGUUCUCUCCCGACUACGCCGCAGAUGAUUCCUCCGACGCCGACUCCGCAGUUUCCUCAUUCUCCUGGUGCGGGUGCACCACCACCGGCUACUCGUUCUCUCGAUGCGACUCUAGCCGGAUCCACCGUGUCCUCUCCCGAAAGUCUCCCGCCACUAAGUACCAUCCCGUUGACACCACCGCAACAACCGCAAUUACAACCACAACCUCAACCUCAAACCCCCACCGGGGUAACAACCACAACAACCACAACAACAACAACACCACCAAACGGCUUCCCCUUCAUAGACACCCUCCCCAUCUCCCCAAGCGCACAAUCAAUAUCCAUGCCUACUGCAGUCCCCACACCCCCGUCAAUGGUCGAUCCGAACCUGAACAAUUUCGACUGGGACCAGUGGGACGCGGUGUUUGGACAGCAUUUGCCUGUUGCGGAUGAGUUGAUGGAGUUGGAUCCGGUUGUGGGGUUUGAGUUUGCGGAUAUGGGGAGUGCGGGUGCGGGUGCGAGUGGGUUCUGA